Molecule: messenger RNA, 2727 nt
Organism: Ruditapes philippinarum (Manila clam)
Lineage: Eukaryota; Metazoa; Mollusca; Bivalvia; Venerida; Veneridae
Exons: 3
Coding region: 179-1324 (381 amino acids)
Source: RefSeq, a predicted model, not a curated record
UGUCAACAAACUCUUGAAGUUUGUAUGCAAAAUUUAUGCAGGCAAUAAAAUAAACUCUCAAACACCAGUUUCCUGUAUAAACCAUUCAAGUAAAUGAAAGAAUAUAUACACAUUUAUUACAAAUGGAACUUUUAAAGAAAAGACACUAUAAUUCAUGUUGUUCACUGAUCAAUACUAAAUGGCAACAGUAACUGUGACUGAGACAGUGACUGAGACUGAGCAAACAGCUCUCAACAUCAAAUCAUCUGGGGAUAAGACUGAACUAGUUCCUGACAACACGAGUGAAAAAAAAUCUACGGAAGACAAUAAAUGCUCAAAAGUAAUAGAUAACAAAAGCAAUAUUAGACAAUCAAACAUUCAGUCUGAUACAAGUACACCUUUGUCAAAUGACAACAAGGAUGUAUUAAACACACAAGUAUCUUUACUUGAAGAGGAUGGUAACCCUGGCAGUGAUACUGAUUCUGAAGGCAGUGAUAAGAGAUUUGAAAAUGAAUUUGAAUGUCUAGAAAUAACUGAUGAAGAAGGUCAAGAAUUACCAUCAGAUCAAAACGGCUGUGAUGAAGUUGGUCAAUCAUUAGAACACUGUUGUACGCAACCAGUUUCUGUGAUUCCAAAGGAUCAGGUGCAAAGUGAAACAAAAAAAGAAAAUAAAAAUAACAGAGGAAAAGGAGCCAGGAUUCACCCUGUUAAAAGUGAUGUAAAAAAAAGUACAUUUCCAACUGACCUGAAAAAUACUGAAAUUUCUGAAAACCAUGGACCAAAUGGAAAUGGUCCAAAUUUUAAUACAACCCCAUCUUACAAGUCAGUAUCCAGCUACAGUAUGGCAGCAUCUUCUAUCCAACCUAAAUCGCAAGGGCAUAUGAAAGAUUUUGUCAUCAUUCAUACAAAAGCUGAUUCAGAAGGAGUACAAGUCUUCAAGAAACAUUUACACAAUGAUUUUGGAAUCUCCAACCUCACAGUAGAGACAUUUGAUAAUGUUGGCCUUGGGAAAUCUGAAUUGCGAAAGGCAGCAACUCUUCACGAUUCUUUUAGAUACAUUUUGAUAUUUGUGACAGAUAACCUUGAAGAUGAUUGGUAUACGCAAUUCAUAAAUGAAAUAGUACUAAUACGUGGUCUGAAAAAUGAAAAAGGCCAGAAAAAUAACGAUGAAAAAAGAGAUAGGGUUGUACCUGUAUUAACAGGUUGUCAAUAUGAAGACCAAGUUCUUUGUUGUAUAACUAGUUUAAGGUACUUUAAUUUCAAGUCUACAAAACCUUCCCUCAGAGAGGCUUAUCUUAACAGUGUCAAAAGUCUUUUUAAAAUGGGAAGAGUAAAAUUUCCAUAAUAUUUUGAACUUGUGGAAUAUUAACAUAAAAGGUACAUUUAAACUAGAAAUGUGUCCAUAGGACAUGGGUGCCCCCACACUCCACCAAUUUGUCAAUCUUAUGUCUCUAGGUCAAAUUUUUUUUUUUGGCUACAUGUGCCCAAGCUGAAAUCUAAAAAUCUUUUAUUAAGUAAAGGGCAAAUACGACAAAUACUGAAUAAAUCCCCAAGAAAACACCAACUUCUUGUAAACUUUCAGGCCUACAGGUCAAAUACUUUUUGAGUUAUGUGCAACAUAAGUUGAAUAUUGUAAAUUUUUACUAAUUCAAGGGCAAUAACUCUAAAAAUACAAAAUAUAUCCACACAAAAAUACCCAGGUGCAAAACUUCACAUGCUGAUCAACAUCCCUGUAAGGUUUCAUGACUCUAGGUCAAAUAUUUUUUUAGUUACGUGCGACACAAGUUGAAAAUUACAAAUUUUUACUAAGACAAGGGCAAUAACUCUAAAAAUACUAAAUAUAUCCACAUGAAAAUACCCAGGUGCACAACUUCACAUGCUGAUCAACAUUCCUGUAAGGUUUCAUGACUCUAGGUCAAUUACUUUUUGAGCUACAUACGACACAAAAAGAGAACGGACGGAUGGAUUGAGGGAAGGACAGACGGACAAGGGUAAAUCUAAAUGCCCCCCUAUAGUUGGGGCAUAAUAAAAGGUACCAACUUUUCAACUACUACGAUAACGAUUAAAAACAAGUGUUUAAAUAGUGAUAUUGAACCUUUACUAUACUUUAACAGAUUUCUUCAUCUUUCGACCUGCAGGAAACAAUUCAUCAUUUUAAAAGAAAAUUAUAAACUAAGUACCGAUUGAAUAGCAAAAAAUGAAGAUCAUGAUCUGACAUCAUAGAUGUGGGGGCUGAUCUUGGUCUGCACAGUGGCUGUCACCAGCAGUGUGACCUCAAGUUUAAAGACAAGAAUAAAAUGUUUCUCUUGAGGCAUAAUAAAAAGCAAUGCAAUAUUCUAACAGUAUUAUAUCUUGAGCUGAUGUCACUACUGUAUCAUCAGGCUUAAUUAGAACAGUAUUACCUACCAACAAUGAAUAAGGAAAGGAUUGUAUAGCUACAUUGAUUAUUAGGGGCCAUUUAAUGGAUGCCUUUGGACAUUAAAUGGAUAUAAAUGGAUGCAUUUGGACACUAAAUAGAUGCCUGAGCAUUAAAUGGAUGCCUGUGGACCUUAGAUGGAUAUGAAUGAAUGCCUUGGAACAUUGCCUUUGAGCAUGAAAUGGGUGUAAAAGGAUGUCUUUGGACAUUAAAUGGAUGACUUUGAGCAUAUAAUGCAUACCUUUGGACAUUAAAUAGAUGCAUUUGGACAUUAAAUGGAAUGCCUUUGAGCAUAAAAUGCAUACCAUUGGUCAUUAAAUGGAUGCCUUUGG